Molecule: messenger RNA, 2040 nt
Organism: Centropristis striata (black sea bass)
Lineage: Eukaryota; Metazoa; Chordata; Actinopteri; Perciformes; Serranidae
Gene: chic2
Product: cysteine-rich hydrophobic domain 2
Exons: 6
Coding region: 182-694 (170 amino acids)
Source: RefSeq, a predicted model, not a curated record
GAUGUUUUGUCUCGGAGCUGGCUGGACGAUGUGAAGUGUGUCGUCUCCGGGACGGCUCGGUCUUAUUUGGUGGUUGUCUUCACGGCUCUAUUUGUCCUCUUCUCUCGGUAAGGUUCUGCUGUCCGUCGGCGCCGUGUCUGUCCCGGUGUCUCUCCCGGGAAGCGCGAGGCCGAGUCGUGCGAUGAUGGAGGACUUUGAUGAGAUCUACGAAGAGGAGGAGGAGGAAGAAGAGGACGAGGACAGGGCCGCGGAGGAGCAGCUCCUCAAGUACGCUCCGGACCCGGUGGUGGUGCGAGGGUCCGGCCACGUCACUGUCUUCGGGCUUAGUAACAAAUUUGAGUCAGAAUUCCCUUCGGCACUUACAGGAAAGGUGGCACCAGAGGAAUUCAAAGCCAGUAUCAACCGUGUAAACAGCUGCCUGAGGAAGACGCUGCCGGUGAAUGUGCGGUGGCUCCUGUGUGGCUGUCUGUGCUGCUGUUGCACAUUGGGUUUCAGUUUGUGGCCUGUCAUCUGCCUCAGCAAGAGGACAAGAAGAUCUAUAGAGAAACUUCUGGAGUGGGAGAACAGCAGACUUUACCACAAGUUGUGUUUGCAUUGGAGACUAAGCAAAAGGAAGUGUGAAACCAACAACAUGAUGGAAUAUGUAAUCCUAAUAGAGUUCUUACCUAAGAUCCCCAUCUUCAGACCAGACUAGCCUGACCGCGGCUGAUCUUAAACCUCCACUGCUGCCCAGCUCCUUCACAGAACCACAAUGGCUGUGAAGCUCCCGAAAAUUGAACCCCAAUAUUUUUGUUUACAGGGUAGCAUCGAUCCUCCCUCUUUUAUCCAUGACUGUUGUCCCACACAUACCUUCUCUUCACUGUUGUUUACAAAUCCAGCAUCCCAACACUUUGUUUUUGAAUUGAAUUCACCAUUGAACCAUGAUCGACUGGGCAAGCUGGCACACUGCUGAGCCAUGUUAAUCGUCUCCAGCCUGCGGGAUGUCGGGAAAACCAGCCACGGGCAGCGUUAUGGAUUUUUUCGGAGCUAGAGCUGGAGACUGGACUCUCGAAUUGAGUUCUCUAAGCUUUUACUGGAAUUUUAUCACUUGUAUUUCCCCUAACCUAAGCACAUGGCACAGUCAGACCAUGAUAAAAGAAACACUUUCACAUGUUACCUAAUGUCUCACCGCCAACUUCACCUGCAAAAAAUACACCCCAGUGCUUUUGUAACAGUUGGUUUGGUACUCUAGAUCGUUACUAGAGGCCGUGGAGGCAACAUUACAUGGAACUCCAAAGGAACCUUCAUCCAAAUCAACUCUGUAGCAGACAAACAGGCGUACAGGAGCAUGCUGGGCCAGUGGCCACAACGGCUGAACUCAGUACUGUCACUCGUUUUAUUAACUACCAGAGACAUCCUCUCCUUUCAUAUCCGCACACUUCACUGUGCAUCACCCCUAACCCAGUGACAAUCACACACUCUGACUGUACUCUCUGUAGUAUGAAUGGGUCUUUAUGCUACACAUCGUACCUGGAACGACUUGUCUUCAACAAUACGUGUGUCCAGGUGAUGGGCUGGCUGCCUCGCAACAGCUUCUGAGUCGCAGUGGAACAAGUAAGCUGGAAAGAAAGCCACUAGUGACGAAGAAGAGACACCUUUUUUCUUUUUCAAGUUUUGUUUACUGUUUGGGUGAAAGAGAGGCAGUCAGGGCUUGCAGAACUUUUCACUGUGUUUAUUGUCUGUCUGUGUGUGUGUGUGUGUGUGUGUGUGUGUGUCUGUCUGUCUGAGAGAGAAACAAGCAAAAAAAAAAGACAAUUCAGACAUGAAGAUAUACUCUUUACUCUGUAAAGCAGGGUUCUUUCUUUGACUUUUUUUUUCCGCCAUAACCGAUCUUUGUUACUUUUGUUGUAGUAAUUUAUAAAUGCGUGUGUGCACGUAUAAUCAUGCACUCAUGAAAUGGGCCUCAGUUUUGUUUUUUUUGCAAAGGUAUGCCAUGGUUGUCUCCUUUUUGUCUUUAUGGUCAUGUGUCAACACUAAAGCACACAAACGCUUUGUCCUUAA